Messenger RNA from Salvia hispanica, 477 nucleotides. RefSeq lists its product as uncharacterized. The record is from RefSeq and is a predicted model, not a curated record. Lineage: Eukaryota; Viridiplantae; Streptophyta; Magnoliopsida; Lamiales; Lamiaceae.
AUGCCAGCAUCAUAUGGGGAGGCUGCGCGGAAGGAUGUGGAGCGGGCAUUUGGUGUGCUCCAAGCGCGUUGGGUAAUAGUGAAAGGUCCAGUGCGUUUCUGGUACAAGGAAGUCAUCGCCCAUGUCAUGUAUCUGUCCAUCAUCUUGGAUAAUAUGAUAGUCGAAGACGAAGGUGCUGGAGUCACCAAUUGGGGCGAUGGGGAAGUUGGACUUAGCUCCUGUACAAUGACCCUGCAUCACGUUCGAUGGUUACCGAUGUGCUACAAUGAGGUUCUAGCGGCACAGGCCUCAAUGCGCAACCAACAAGACCAUGCUCGACUCAGGUCCGACAUGGUUGAAGAAAUUUGGGCACUCAUGUAUCCGUGCAUCAUCUUGGAUAACAUGAUAAUCGAAGACGAAGGUACUGGAGUCACCGAUUGGGGCGAUGAGGAAGUUGGACCUAGCUCCUGUGCGGCAACCCCGCAUCACGUUCGAUGA